Molecule: messenger RNA, 3043 nt
Organism: Acanthaster planci (crown-of-thorns starfish)
Lineage: Eukaryota; Metazoa; Echinodermata; Asteroidea; Valvatida; Acanthasteridae
Biological process (GO): cell-cell adhesion
Cellular component (GO): plasma membrane; cell-cell junction
Molecular function (GO): cell adhesion molecule binding
Source: RefSeq, a predicted model, not a curated record
UUUGCCCGUAGGUCAUCCUCAAAUCAUGCCAAAAUGACACCUCCUGGGCUACAAGUGAAUGACAUUUGAACAAUUAGACCGUUUAUGAUUUUUAUUACAAAUACGUGUUCACGAACAGCAAACGUGAUCCAGUUUUUCACUCACAAUUCAACAGGGAAGUGAAAACGGAAAUUCUUCAGGUAAACUGAACAUUUGGUAAAGGGAUUGAAACACUUGUCAUCGUGGGUUUAAAUCUGGAGGACCUAAUAGUCUGUGCGGGCGAUAUGACCAAGUAGCCUCCUUUCCCUCAUUCCCUGGUCAGGAAGUGACGAGCUUACUGAACGUCACUGCCGGCACUAGGAGCUGUGGUUUGUUGAGCGUCUCUAGCAGGGAACGCAUUCAGUAGCAACGAGGGAACCCUUGAUGACUCGUCAUCCCCUUCGAAUACGGCGCUGUAAAACGGCGGGGCACGCUCCUAUCUUACACCUAUGGCUACAAUGAUGAGUUGCGCGAGUCGGGGCUCGCCUCAGCAGAAACCUGUUACCGAAGUCAUCUUGAUUUGCCUGGGAUAUUUCAUGGCAGAGUCUGGACUCUCAUUCCAGUCGCCAUGAGUGCCAGGAGAGUGGCUACACCAGUCGUUUUGCAGACUAUCUUGGCCGCCGUGUCGGCCGCGGUAGUGUUCCUCGACAGUCCAGAAGACCUUGUUCUGGCCGCCGGCAACACGGCGGUCCUACGGUGCAGCGUGGAACCCCAGGGUACCGAGAGAGAACCGGUGAAAUGGGUGCAUCUUGAGUCCAAUCGGAUACUCAGUGAAGACAGUGUUGUCAUGGGGCCGACAAGGGACAAGUACUCUGUGGUGCGCAACCACGGAGGAGGCGAGUAUACCCUGAAAAUCUCAGCCAUCCAACUCGGCGAUGAAGGGGAGUACCGCUGCAUGUGCGGCUCGGAGUACCGGUCUGCUGUACUGACAGUCGUGGUUCCCCCAGAUGCUGGGUACCCGCUUUGCCACGUCCAACCCAAUCCUACGAAACAGCGACCAGGGGGAACGGCCGAGUUAUCGUGCACUUCACACGGGGGGACCCCUCCCGCGGACUUGGUCUGGCAUCGCGGGGAUUUACUGAUAUCCGAUGUUACGACGCAAGCCAACGCGUUGCAGCACAUGGUCACGGCAAGCGACAACGGGGUCAGGUUCACCUGUUUCGCCAAGUCCAAGGCUCCCUCCUUGCCAGUACGCAAGUGCGAGACGAUGGUACUUAACAUACCGCCCGAAGCAUCCAUCAGUCCGCAGUUGCACGUUGUUCAACCGGGGGAGUCGGUGACCUAUACCUGCGCAGGCGCUGGCAUCCCGGCCGUCACAGGCUACAGGUGGCUGGUCAAUUACAUCGACGUGACGGGGGAAGAGAACCGGGGCCAGCGCUAUAAGUUGCUGGACGACAACAGGACACUGCGGAUCACCGACGCUCGAAGUUGGGAAGACGGGGCAUUAAUUGCCUGCGAGGUUUCGACACACUCUGGGUUGAUAGGCCGAGCCUGGGCCAAGCUCUCCAUCAACUCACCGCCGGUUAUGUCUACGACCAAGGAGGUUAAUCCAGGAUUACUUCUCCCGACUACAGACAACGUCCCGAUUGAGAAUGACAAGAAGAAGAUCGGACCUACCGUUCUUAAGCCACAGACCAAUAGUGCAACUGCUGGCGUGGUGGCCGGGGCAAUCCUAGCCACCGUAGGGAUUAUACUGGCCUUGGUGGUCAUCGCCAUUUUGCUUACUAAAACAAAAGCCAGCGGUCAGUUCAGCAUGGCCACUGCCAACAAAAAGAAAUGCUUUGAGGACAAACCUGGGCUGUCCACGGGUACCAUAAAAAAGAUGGACGAGUGUCCAAUUUACGCCAAACCAGACAAACUGCGUAAAGGUCCGGCGCCUGUGCCUCCAAGCGCUGCUGCCCCAGCGCCCGAAUGCGCCCUGGCAACGCAAAAGAAAAAAGCCCGGAAAAACCACCACAGCUACGAAAAAGUGGACAUUCUCGGCUGCUCUUUGCCCGGGCAGGCCUACACCUUGCCCGUCAGACUGCAGAGCAAGGCCCCUGCUACCCCGACCACGAGGCGGUCGGACACCUCAAGACUACUUAAGGCGCAGGCGCCUCCACCGCCGGGCUUCCCUCUACCACCGCUUCCUCGAAAGUCACCUGUACCGACUCCUCAACAUCCCCCUAAUAAUGAGCUACUGUAUGCUGAUCUGGAUCUGCCCGCUACCAGAGAAACAAUUAACCAAUCACAUAACUCGACUGCUGGUGUGGAUUACGCAAUUCUUCCAGUGCAUAAUUCUGUGAACAGCGGGGGCUAUGAUUGGGGCACCAGUUGAGUGCACGAAUACCAGUGGCUCUGUAUACUUAAUAUUUCGCUGCUUUUUCUUAAGUAUAUAUUGAUAUCUUGUAAAUUGGAUUUUAUACUGAAUUUUGUCUAUCGUUGUUGCUCUGUACGUAUUUUUAUACAAAUAUUUUUCGCAACUGAAUAUCUGGAAUUUUUUCAAUUUAGAGAAUUCAAAGAACUUUUGAGGGCUCAACCGACGCUGCUGUGAUUGAACAAAGGAUGUAUUCCGGAUCAUAAAAACUGUUCACCGAUUAUUGAUUUAGGUUGAGGGACUGCUCGAAACUUGAUAACGAUCAUGGAAAUAAUAGCCUGAACUUAAGCUAUAUUCUGAUCACGAUAUUACACCGAGGAACUGUUUUAAAUAUUGUAUUCGAUUAAACAGUGUACAUUGUAUCAGAGGAUAUUAAGUAUAAAAACCUGAAAUUUGACGUGGAUCUUUAAACGGAAAAAGUGAGAUUAUAGUACCUCUUCAUUGAAAUGUGUAAUUCGCAUUGUUUUUAGUGAAUAUAAAUGCGUGUACACCAUAUCAAAAACGAGAUGCCAACCCUGUACUUUUUAUUUUGUGCAAAUAUUUUUUCAAAAUAUCGUUUGUGGCUUCUAAGGCAUAUGAGCCUCGUUUUCAUGUAAGAACUGAACUUGUUCGAAAUCUGGUUGAUUAUUGGUUAAAAAUAACACAAGGCAGGACUGAAUUAAUCCUCAC